Messenger RNA from Mercenaria mercenaria, 2117 nucleotides. RefSeq names its product microfibril-associated glycoprotein 4-like. Lineage: Eukaryota; Metazoa; Mollusca; Bivalvia; Venerida; Veneridae. The transcript has 9 exons. The coding region runs from base 161 to 1543 and encodes 460 amino acids. The record is from RefSeq and is a predicted model, not a curated record. Gene Ontology annotation, molecular function: calcium ion binding.
UUUUUUGUUAUUUUUUUUUUUUUGUUAUUUUUAAAUCGAAGGAGGAAGUUUGAACAUGCAAACAUUGUUCACUAGUUUAGAUGAUUUAAACUACUCAAUAAUAAAAUUAGAAUACUCUAUAUAGUUGGUUUAAAGUUUCAUUAAAUAGUCUAAAAGUAAUAUGGAAACUGUACAAAACAGUGAUUACGAUUGCCAUGGGGAUUCCGUUAUGUACUCUUCCGACGCGUUGGAAAUGACUGCCUCUGAUGUCAACCGAGAACGUUUAGAUCAUACCAAUGAAGCUAGACUGACAGUAGAUAAUGGCAGUGUUCUAGAAGCACGAAACAAGUUAUUCAAAAAACGGAUUGGUGUAGCUGUCAUAGCAACAUUGAUAGCAUUAUUUGUUAUUGCAGUCCCAAUUAUGGUUUAUGUUUUUGUAACUUUGGAAAAAGAAGACAUUGAUGACUGUAUCCAGGGUGUCUGUGGAUCGCAUGGUACAUGUGUUGAUGGUCUGGACAGUUACUCAUGUUCGUGUAAAUCUGGAUUCCGUGGGAUGCAUUGCGAAACAAACAUUGAUGACUGUAUCCAGGGUGUCUGUGGAUCGCAUGGUACAUGUGUUGAUGGUCUGGACAGUUACUCAUGUUCGUGUAAAUCUGGAUUCCGUGGGAUGCACUGCGAAACAAACAUUGAUGACUGUAUCCAGGGUGUCUGUGGAUCGCAUGGUACAUGUGUUGAUGGUCUGGACAGUUACUCAUGUUCGUGUAAAUCUGGAUUCCGUGGGAUGCACUGCGAAACAAACAUUGACGACUGUAUUCCGGAUGUCUGUGGAUCACAUGGUACUUGUGUUGAUGGUGUCGACAGUUACUCAUGUUCUUGUAUAACUGGAUACAGCGGGGUUCCCUGCGAAACAAAUCAUACGGACUGCUAUGAUGUAAUCAGCAAACAAAACAAUUCUGAAAGCGGGGUGUAUUCAGUAACGUUGUGGCAGUCCAGGCAAACGAUAAAUGUAUUUUGCGAUAUGAAAACUGAUAACGGCGGCUGGACAGUUUUCCAAUAUCGCUUUAAUGGGAGUGUUGAUUUCUACAGGAAUUUCAAGGAAUAUGAGAAUGGGUUCGGUAAUUUUGAAACAGAAUUUUGGCUAGGUCUAAAAAGUGUCCAGGAAAUGGCAUAUCAAGGUAAAACUGAAUUAAGACUGGAUCUAACGGCGGCUGAUGGCACAACUGCUUAUGAAACUUUCCAGAAUUUUUACCUUGACGAGGAUCCAUACUAUACUCUGCACAUUGAUCGAGGACAGGGUACAGCAGGUGAUACCCGAGGGUUGUCGUAUAAUAAUGGUUACCAUUUCACAACUUACGACGCUGACCGUGAUGGAUCUUGGGCAAAUUGCGCUGCCGAUCGCAGUGGCGGAUGGUGGUACAACACCUGCGCCUGGGCCAAUCUGAAUGGAGAAUAUGUAACACCAGGAACAAAACGACCAUUAAAUGCAGAAGGUGGAAUGAUCUACUAUGAUUUCCAAGAAUACAGAUCGCUUAAAGCCGUUAAAAUGAUGUUCCGACGUGUUUGAAAUUCAGGCGGCUGAAAUUUCUUUAAGAAAGCAGUUUUCAUUUCAAAAUCUUACAGGAAGUUAACACGUGGUUAUUCAUGACGUAUAUUAAACGCAAAUAAAAGAACACCUUAUCUUUAAGUUUAGAAGAGAAUGUUUUGGUAUUUAUUUCCUUGAUUUAACGUGCAUGAAACCUCUAUAUAACAUUAUUUUACUUUAUUCUGCAAAAUAAUAUCUUGCAUUAGCAGUAACGUUAUCAUGAUCACAUUUCAUAUUAAUGGGAAAAAUACUGAAAAAUUAAUGUUACUUUUGUAGGUAUUGUUUAAUGACUACAAAAUAGAUGCAAGCAUUAGAUUCUAGACUUCUGAUUUACCGAAUAAAUACAGACAGUGUAUUUAAAUCAUAUAUUAAAAUUAUACUCAGCGUAAAUAAAAACUACUAAUGUGCCCUAAACUUAUCAUUUUUUACAACGGUAUCCCAAUUUAUGGCACUGUCAUAUUUUAGUUGUAGCCUUAUGACUUCAUGUGUUAGCUUUUUUUUAAAAGCUGUACCCUUACAUGUUUAGAGUGUUCUUGUUUACAAGAUGAUGUUUAAA